AUGCCAAUGGAGAGCCAUGACUUGCAUAAGCGGGAGAUAAAUGCCUUUGACGUGCUAUUUGACCAUACAAAAUUCCCUCCGUUCCAUCAUUUUGUUGGCAGAGAUUGGGAGCUUGCAGAGAUCCGAAAGCACCUCCAUGCCGUCAAUCGGAUUGUGAUAUUACAGGGUAUUUCCGGGAUUGGCAAAUCGCAAAUUGCUCUAGCGAAGUCCAGGGCCGUAGAUCGUACGACUGUGACACCCGAGGAUGAAUAUGGGGCAAUAUUCUGGUUAGAUGCAUCCAGUGAGAGAAGACUGAUGUCGAGCUUCCUUGGAAUAGCAUCUCGCCUUUGUGAUAACCACCAUUCAUUCAAUCAUUUGCAAGAAAUAGUUGAAGAAGGAAACGCGGCCGCAGCCGUAGACGCAGUCAAGCGCUGGCUGAGCUUGAAUAUGAAUGAUCGAUGGCUAUUAGUAUAUGAUGGCUACAACAUACAAGAGGAUGCAUUUGGCCUACAACCUAGGACUUUUGAUCUCCAGGCCUUUCUACCUCAAGUUCUACAAGGGGAUAUUAUUGUUACAACUAAUAAUCCCGACGUGGAGCUGACAGGGCAGUCAAUACGCGUACAAAGGCUCACUGACGUCCACCAAUGUGUUAAAAUUCUCUCUCUGAUAUCCCAGAGACCCACCGCGAUGGAAGACCCCGAAGCCUAUAAAUUGGCUGAUGAGUUGGGCGGAAUGCCCUGUGCACUUGAUAGUGCAGGGAGGUACCUUUCGUCUAACGAAAGCUCAAUCAGUUAUAGCGACUACCUCAAGUUGUACCGAGAAAAAUGGCAACAGAGUCAAACCUUCAUUGGGGCACCAAAAAGACCGGCUUUUAUUACAUGGGAGAUUGCUCUGACUCAAAUUCGUCAAGAAAACGAGGAGGCAUUUGAACUUGCCAUCUCUUGGGUAUUUUUUGACCAUCAAGAUCUUUGGCGAGAGCUCCUUCUGCCUGUCUCUGAAUUUGGAGACUCCACCGGCGUCACCGGACUUGAGGAUGUGCAUUCGUUCAAUGAAGGGAUGCGCACUCUUUGCAGACCUGAGUAA
Molecule: messenger RNA, 1062 nt
Organism: Penicillium hordei
Lineage: Eukaryota; Fungi; Ascomycota; Eurotiomycetes; Eurotiales; Aspergillaceae
Exons: 5
Coding region: 1-1062 (353 amino acids)
Source: RefSeq, a predicted model, not a curated record